AUGAGUGCUCGCCAUUUUCUCGAUCUGUCCGCCGUGACCGCGGCCGAUCUGCGCACCAUCAUCGACUCCGCCCUGGCCGGCAAGGCCGCGCACAAGGCCGGCACCGCCGCGCGCCCGCUCGAAGGCAAGGCACUGGCCAUGAUCUUCGAAAAGCCGUCGACGCGAACGCGCGUCUCUUUCGAUGUCGGCAUGCGUCAGCUUGGCGGCGAGACGAUCAUGCUGACCGGCGGCGAAAUGCAGCUCGGCCGCGACGAGACGAUCGCCGACACCGCGCGCGUCCUGUCGCGCUAUGUCGACAUCAUCAUGAUCCGCACCCAUGAGCAUGACCGGCUCGCCGAACUGGCCGACGCCGCCACCGUCCCGGUCAUCAACGGGCUGACCGACGCAACCCAUCCCUGCCAGAUCAUGGCCGAUGUGAUGACCUUCGAAGAGCAUCGCGGUCCGGUCGCCGGCAGGAAGAUCGCCUGGUCGGGUGACGGCAACAAUGUGCUGCAUUCGAUGAUCGAGGCCAGCGCCCGCUUCGCCUUCGAGCUGGCCGUCGCCGUGCCCAGUGGCAAUGAGCCCGAUCGUGCCUAUAUGGACUGGGCGCGCGGGCAAGGGGCGAAGGUCUCCGUGACCCAUGACCCCGAAACCGCGGUGCAAGACGCCGACGCCGUCGUCACCGAUACCUGGGUCUCCAUGGGCCAGGAGGAACGUGCCCGCGGCCACAAUGUGUUCAUGCCCUAUCAGGUUAACCAGGCGCUCAUGGCCCAUGCCAAGCCGGACGCCCUGUUCAUGCAUUGCCUGCCCGCCCAUCGGGGCGAGGAGGUCACCGACGCGGUCAUCGACGGUCCGCAAUCGGUGGUGCUGGACGAGGCCGAAAACCGGAUGCAUGUCCAGAAGGCCAUUAUCGCAUGGUGUCUGGGCGAGAGCCUCGCCUGA
This is a messenger RNA of Effrenium voratum, 921 nucleotides long. NCBI's taxonomy places the organism in Eukaryota, Dinophyceae, Suessiales, Symbiodiniaceae. The record is from the annotation of a GenBank genome assembly.